Messenger RNA from Lachancea fermentati, 1662 nucleotides. NCBI's taxonomy places the organism in Eukaryota, Fungi, Ascomycota, Saccharomycetes, Saccharomycetales, Saccharomycetaceae. The record is from the annotation of a GenBank genome assembly.
AUGGGAAGAAUUGCAAGAUUUUUUGGUAACCCUGGGUCGAGACCUGCAGUUGCGCAACGGGCACCCAUUGCUCAUUGCGAAGCAGGCCAAGAAACAGAAAUUAGCUCAAAAUUCGACGCUGACCAGCAUGUAAAGACUGUAUCUAGCAGCGACGAAAGCUCGAUUGAAGACCUUAAUGAUAUCGAGAUUGCCAACAAUGGUAACUACGAAACUUCGCAUACUUUUGCAGGCCUGAAAAGAGGUCUUCUCGAUCGUGUUUUGGAUGUAAUUGUGAUUUGGGCUGGGUCCCAAUUUAUGUUUCUUCUAAUGUGGGUUAUUCUUAUUGCCUGGAUCGUGGUAGGAAUUGUCUAUUCUGCACCCUUUAACUGGCAAGUCGUGAUGCAAGAUGGUCAAUCUAUUCAAAGUUAUGUCUGGGACACACUGCUUAUGAGACAGCAACUAAUGAGUGGACAUGAGCAAAUUUUGAUUUGUGGCAGAUUGAGAUCUAGAAUGACAACAUUUACCCACUUUCUCACCAAAAAUCUCAAAACGGUCGAAGCCAAGAAAGAGGAGACCGAAACCACUGUUUUGACAGAUGAGCUCGACAAUAAUGAAUUGAAUGGUAUUCUACCUGUUGAAAGUUGGUACGACAGAUUGUCAUCUUUUGUCUCCAAUAUUCUAGGGUCUGUCCCUUCAAUGAUUAUAUUUUGGCUGGGUAUUAUGGUUUGGAUUAUCUGUGGUGUGAUUCCAACGGACGCCGGUAACGAACCACCAUUCACGGGCCGGACGACAGGAAGUAAUCCAGAGCUAAAAAAGUUUAGUUCCACGUGGUAACUUUACAUCAACACUGCAACUGCUAUUGUUAUUUUAGUCUGCUCGGUCUUUCUUCAAAAUAUCAGAGCGAGACAUGACAAAUUCAUUGCCAAGUAUUUGAUCGCUAUUUUUGAACUGGAUGAUAAGAUUGACUAUCAGGUCAGAGAGCAUGUUGGUGAUUUCCAAACGCCGCAUCCUGUGAUCACUUUCCCAGCUCCCAAAAGAACAAGAUUACAGAAAGUUAUUGAUUUUUAUGCUGAUGCUAUUGGUGCAGGUAUUGGUGUUGGUAUUGCAAUUGCAGUUUUUACUGUUUGGUUGGCAAUCGGAAACACUAUGAAAUGGAAUGAUGACUGGUGGUUAAUUAUUGGUACUUAUACUGGUUUAGUUGGAUUCCUCGAUGGAUUUGUGUUGAGGGAAGUGUAUUUCCGUAUUGUUCAAAAUGAAGAAGAUAAUUAUGCCAAGGUUGCAGAUGAUGAUUUAGCGUUGUUCCAGCAAUUGGGAAUUGAUUAUUCAGAGAAUCUAACGGCAGAUUUUGCUAACUCAUACAAAAAAUCCAUCUACUACAGGAUUUCAGCAACAAUAAACAGUAUUUGUUCUAGCCAGUGGGCGACUCUAGCAUCAGUUGCAGUCAUUAUUGGCCUAAUAUGUAUUGCAUCAGGUAUGCGCUGGAGUACUUUGGGUCAACUAAUUUGUAAUACACCUACAAUGAUUAUUGAAGCAUUUUUCCUAAUUGUUCUGCUACAGGCGCAUAACUGGGCUGAUUUCCAACGGAGAGUUGAAGUUUCCGCCCUUUUCAAGCGUCGCACUAUUCUUUUGAAUUUCGUUCAAAAUAUGACAAGCAGUAUGAAGAUUGAAUCUUCAAAGGUGUAG